Molecule: messenger RNA, 1272 nt
Organism: Syzygium oleosum
Lineage: Eukaryota; Viridiplantae; Streptophyta; Magnoliopsida; Myrtales; Myrtaceae
Product: peroxidase 4-like
Exons: 4
Coding region: 153-1112 (319 amino acids)
Biological process (GO): response to oxidative stress; hydrogen peroxide catabolic process
Molecular function (GO): heme binding; peroxidase activity
Source: RefSeq, a predicted model, not a curated record
GAAAAGGAGCUAUUAUUUUCAAGCUUUAUUUCAUUGCAAUCAUUGAGUUACGUUAUAACAAGAUUCGGUGUAAACCAUAGAGAUCAAAGAAACUUCAUCUGAGUGUGUGUGCCCCUGCUGGUUUUCGACAGGAACAUACCAUAAUUCAUGUUAUGGCUCCACGCGAUAUGCUCGACUUUUUCGUCAUCCUUGUCGUUGCCACUUCAGUUAUCGCCACUGCCAGUUGCAAGCUCUCACCGAGUUAUUAUCAAUCAACAUGCCCUAAAGCGUUGGCGAUUGUUCGAGCUGGAGUAGCAAAAGCAAUCAAGAACGAGACCCGCAUGGGCGCGUCGUUGCUUCGACUGCACUUCCAUGACUGCUUCGUCAAUGGAUGCGAUGCGUCGAUAUUGUUGGACGACACGCCCAGUUUUGUGGGCGAGAAAACAGCAGCUCCGAACAAUAACUCCGUGAGAGGGUUCGAAGUCAUCGACGCCAUCAAGGCUAGGCUAGAGAAGGCGUGCCCCGGAGUGGUUUCCUGUGCAGAUAUUGUUGCUCUUGCUGCUCGCGACUCAGUCGUUUAUUUGGGAGGUCCUUCAUGGAACGUAGGCUUAGGAAGAAACGACUCCACUACUGCUAGCAGGAGCCUUGCUAACACCUCCAUACCUCCACCAACUUCUAAUCUCAGUGCUCUCAUAACCAGCUUCUCUGCUCAGGGUCUUUCGGUCAAGAACAUGGUGGCUCUUUCUGGUUCACAUACCAUCGGCCUAGCGAGAUGCACUUCCUUCCGAGGACGGAUCUACAAUGACUCGAACAUAGAUGCAACCUUUGCCCAAAAAUUGCGGAUGAAAUGUCCCAAAAGUGGAAAUGAUAAUGUCCUUCAAAGGCUAGACAUCCAGACGCCGACUCAUUUCGACAACUUCUACUUCAACAAUUUACUGCAGAAGAAGGGCCUUCUUCACUCUGAUCAAGAGCUCUUCAACGGCAGUUCUGUGGGUUCACUGGUCAAGACGUACGCAUGCGACUCGGGAGCAUUUUUCAAGGAUUUUGCCAAGGCAAUGAUCAAAAUGAGCAAAAUAAAGCCCGCCAAAGGAAGCAAUGGUCAAAUAAGAAAGAAUUGCAGGAAAGUAAAUUAAGUAUGAAGCUGAUAUGCAAUUUGAAACUGCCGCAUAUGAAUGCAGAAGUGAAAUCAGGGCUAGAUAAUAUCUUUUAAUAAUUUGUCAUCGUGUGUCUUGUCUUCAUGACUAAAUACUGGCUGCUGCUUGAAAAAUAAAGGAGCUUGUCUGUUUCGCUCAA